AUGUCUGCAAAAGUGUCUGAUACACCUCCUCGGCACGAUUCAGCAUGGUCAUCCGAGAACGAAACGAACGCCAAGGAAAUCAGAUGGUCAGAAUUGUCCACGAAAGCAAAGGCCUACUAUUAUUGUCAGAGCAGUCUACGAUUUAUUGCUAUUUGUAUUAUUCUAUUCCUAUAUAUUUGUUCACUUAGCAAUUUAUCAACAGCUUUUAGCCUGUUGGGAAGCCGAGGACUUGGAAAGGCAAUCAAAGCUUCACCUUUGAUCAAUGAUCCGAUCUCUGCAGUUGUGGUGGGAAUGUUGGCCACGGUUGUACUUCAAAGUGCAACUACAACUACAAAUGUUCUUGUUGGAAUGGUUGCAGCUGAUUUGAUAACAGUACAUGAAGCGAUUCCGGUGAUGAUCGGGUCAGAAUUAGGCGGGACCCUUGUGAACGCAAUUGUUUCUUUAGCCUACUCGGCAAGGCCGGAGCAAUUUCGUCGAGCGUUUGCCGCAGCCACACUUGGAGAUGUUUUCAAUAUUUGUUGCAUAUUUGUAAUAUUACCGCUAGAGUUAGCAACUGGUUUUAUCGAAGAGAUAAGUUGGUUAAUUGUUGAUCCUCUUAUCGCUGAGCAAGGGAUUUCUUUCAAAACGCUCGAUUUACUCACGGAUCCCGUCAAUCGGAUGAUACUUGAGGUGAAUGAGGAAGAGUUAAGAAAUGCGACCAUAGAUGAUGACUAUUUUGCACCAGAUCAUUCCUUUGUAUAUCGAUGUGUUUUCAAAAAUGGAUCACGUAUCUAUAAGUGCCCCUACACACAUCUUUUUGCUUAUUCCUCAUUUUCUGAUUCACUUAUUGGAUGGAUUGUUCUAAUUAUUUCGAUAGCAGUUCUCGUAUUUUGUUUGAUCGGAAUUGUUUAUUUAAUCCAGACACUUUUAAAAGGUCCGCUAGCAAAAUACGUUCGUGGAUUACUGAGCCGGGAAUGUCCUGGAAAAUGGAGACCUUGUACGGGAUACUCAGUAAUGCUAGUAGGACUACUCAUAACCUUAGCGAUUCAAUCUAACAACAUCUUUAAUUCGUCUUUGACGCCAUUGGUGGGUUCAGGAGUGAUCACCUUGGAACAAAUGUAUCCGCUUAUUCUUGGAGCGAAUAUCGGUGGAUCGUCCAGUGCUGUACUGGCGGCACUCACUGCAGAUGGUUCCCGCUUUGAAAAGACAUUACAUAUGGCUGUAUGUCAAGUAAUGUACAAUAUCAUAGGCACAUUUAUGUUUUAUUUAAUACCGUGGACAAGAAAAUUGCCAACAUUCCUGGCUCGACGACUUGGAGAGAUCACCGAUCAGUACCGAUGGUUCAUGGUCGUUUUUAUCCUGGUAUUUUUCGUUUUGAUUCCUGGAGUUGUUAUCGGAUUAACGUUACUGCCUGACUAUGUGAUAAUCGUGUGUUUCUCUGUUAUAUUCAUAUUUGUCAUGCUGAUUGUCAUCAUCACGGCAAUGCAGAAACAAUGUCCAGGCGUUCUACCAUCAUUCCUUCGUUCAUGGGAUUGGAUACCUGAGUAUCUUCGAUCUCUCGAACCAUAUGAUCCGUUAAUGACGUCUAUUUUCACAUCCAUACCAUUUUUUGGAGAUUUUUUCCGGAAACAUACGGUCGGUCCAUGUAACGGUGAUGCAGACCCCGUUCAUAUGAUGAUCAAGCUCAGUAAACACACUCAGGUGUAA
Molecule: messenger RNA, 1686 nt
Organism: Necator americanus (New World hookworm)
Lineage: Eukaryota; Metazoa; Nematoda; Chromadorea; Rhabditida; Ancylostomatidae
Exons: 13
Coding region: 1-1686 (561 amino acids)
Biological process (GO): sodium-dependent phosphate transport
Cellular component (GO): membrane
Molecular function (GO): sodium:phosphate symporter activity
Source: RefSeq, a predicted model, not a curated record